Racocetra fulgida is the source of this 200-nucleotide messenger RNA. The record is from the annotation of a GenBank genome assembly. NCBI's taxonomy places the organism in Eukaryota, Fungi, Glomeromycota, Glomeromycetes, Diversisporales, Gigasporaceae.
GUCUGAUCCAGGAUCAACAAAGGGAUAUGGACGGCCUGACUUCCUUUGUUGGGUUAAGGAUGCUCUUCUUAUUAAGGGUGAAGAGAAAGCGGAUAUUGGCCAGUUGGAUAUUGCUACGAGAGAACUCAUCAGCAAACUUAAUGUCAUUGAUCCACAAAAAUUCGGUGACAUUAAGUUUAUGAUAGGUUACGCUGCAGCAG